Molecule: messenger RNA, 2511 nt
Organism: Microthlaspi erraticum
Lineage: Eukaryota; Viridiplantae; Streptophyta; Magnoliopsida; Brassicales; Brassicaceae
Source: the annotation of a GenBank genome assembly
AUGAUAGAACCGAAGAGGCGGAGAUUUGUUUAUAAAGGAGAAACUGAGCUAAGAUUAGAUGGUACUCACGAAAAUCUCGAGAAGGUGUUGGCGAAGAAAAAGAAAGAAUGUCGAAAGAAAAAGAAAGGAGAUGUCGAAUCAGCGUCACCCGAGAUCGGCGCGGAAAAGCAACGGGCUCGACCUGAGGAAGAGAACGAGAACUCAGAGGAAACUAGGAGUGAAAGAGAACUCAGAGGAGACCCUCCGACUGGAGCAGAAGGAGCAGAAGAUGGAGUCGGGAGCGACGGAGGGAGUCAAAGUUUGAGAGACCCUCCGACUGGAGAAGGAGCUCGUGACGGGAGCGACGGAGGGAGGAGACAAAGUGAGAGUGACCCCGAUUCAAGCUACUCGGGCGAGGAAGAGGAAGAGGAAGUGGAACCAAUGAGACCUUUGAGGAUGUAUUUUCCGCCGACGGAGUACACUAAGAAAGUGAAGAUAUCGACGAGAUGUUAUUUGCAUGACUUGUUCGAGACCUUCCGCGAUUUACGGCCUAAGCUUACAGACAAGGAGAAGAAUUGGUUUGAGACUCACCCGCAGUUCAAACACAUCUUCCACAUGUCAAGGGACCGAAACCACAAGCUUCAGGGAAUUUGGACGCUGCUUCUUCGAACCGCAUGCAUUGAGAAGAAAAAAGAAGUUUGGUUCAUUGUAAAUGGCGUGCCUAUCCGUUAUGGUCUAAGGGAACACGCCUUGAUAUCGGGAUUGUAUUCCCAUAACUAUCCAAGCGGUUUUGCGGAAAAUAAAUCUGGGAAAAUGGCAUUUGUGGAGAAGCUGAGGAUGCUGAUAUUGUACUUUUUAGCUAGCAUUAUCAAAGGGCAGACGAAGACUGGAAAAAAAGCUAGUUCCGUGGACCCAUUCUUGUUAAGAGCCGUGGGUGAUCUGAGUUUGUGUAGGACAUUUCCUUGGGGGAGAUUGUCCUAUGAUCACAUGUUAGAAGGGAUCUCCAAGACAAUGACCCAUUUCAAUGGGGCUGUUCCAGGACUUGAAAAGCAGACCAACCAUGGCCGAUUCCAGUUCUUAGCUUUCGAGGCUAUUCCACAGUUAGGUGAACGAUUUCUACAACCUUUUCCAGGCGCAGAUGAGGAAUGUCCGAAGAUGUGCAAGUCAAUGUUCAAAAAAUGCGACAUGAAAGGAAUUCCUUUCGAGAGAAUAAGUGCACAACUUGGUACAACUAAGGACAUUGAUAAUAUCCUAACUGCAAACGCUAGUGAGAAGCGUCUUCUGGAAAGAAUCACAGAACCUGAGGACGACGUUGAUGAGCAUUGUGUCGUUGUCGAGAGUUGGAUGAAGCUCGCAAAGCGAUCGCAGGUCGUAUUUUUGAAGGAUAUGUACGACGAAGAUGUGGCAAGAUUAGCAGAAGCUCCUCCUCAGAACCAUGAAGCGGUGAACACCGAAGCGGUGAACCCGGAAGCUGUUAACACGCCAUCCUCAGAAUUGAUAGAGCUUAUCCAGAGCAUGAAGAAGGAGAUGGAAGAGCGUAUGACGACAAUUGAGAAGAAAGUUGAUCGGUUGGAGGUAAGGAUAGCUCCGAUUGAAGCUUAUGUGAAUGAGCAAACUGCUCAUAUGAGGAUGGAGGAUGACAACAUUUGCCAUGACAUCUCACAGGGUUCAAAAGAGAGAGACGGUAAUGAAAGUGGUGACAGGGAUCUCGAAGACGUGGCAGAGGGACUUCGAGACCCGCCACAGGUCAGAGACCCUUCGCAGGACAAGGGUUUAGAAGAACCGCCACAGGUCAGAGACCCUUUGCAGGACAAGGGAGAGGAAGAACCGCCACAUGCCGAUGAAACUCGAGAAGAAGCCAUGGAGGGAGCCAUGGCCGAUGAAAGUAGAGAAGAAGCCAUGGAAAGUCGAGAAGAAGCCAUGGCCGAUGAAAGUCGAGAAGAAGCCAUGGAGGAAGAAGAUGGCAGAGAUAAAUCGCAGGAAAAGGAAGUUGAUGAUGUCUCUGGCAAAGAGAAAGAAAGCGAGCCCGAAAAGGAGAAAGAAGGAGGUGAAAGUCUCGACAGUGUGGUCGCUUCUCCUGAAGGCAAUGUGGAGAAAGAAGGAGGUGAAAGUCUCGGCAGUGUGGUCGCUUCUCCUAAACGACCAAUUUCUCAUCGCCCUAAGCUGAAAGUCCAUCUAAAACGGGAUCGAGAUGGAAUGAACGAGAAGCGGGACGAGGGUAAAAGGCAGAAGCGGGAGAAGCUCUUGGAGGAGGCUAACCAGCCGAGGGUGUCUACAAGGGUAGCUGGGAAGAUAGAGAAGAAGGCAGCAGAAAAGGUAGAGAAGGAAAGGAAGAAUGCAGAAGAAAAGCUAGAGAAGGAAAGGAAGAAGGCAGAAGAAAAGGCUGAGAAAGAAAGGAAGAAGGCAGAAGAAAAGGCUGAGAAAGAAAGGAAGAAGGCAGAAGUGAAGGCUGAGAAAGAAAAGAAGAAGGCUGAGAUGGAAAAGAAGAAGGCGAAAAAGGGAGAGGUUUCGAGAGAGGAUGAGAAGAACUAA